Diabrotica virgifera virgifera (western corn rootworm) is the source of this 880-nucleotide messenger RNA. RefSeq names its product angiopoietin-related protein 1-like. The coding region runs from base 189 to 857 and encodes 222 amino acids. The record is from RefSeq and is a predicted model, not a curated record. Lineage: Eukaryota; Metazoa; Arthropoda; Insecta; Coleoptera; Chrysomelidae. The transcript has 6 exons.
GCAUUUCACAAUAUUAGUUCUUAGAAGCAAUUAUAGAGUAGUGUCCUAGAAAGUGGAGUAAAAGUAGAAAAAUUUACUAAUACAGGAUAUGUGGAGAAUAUCAAGGACCAAAUGAAGAAAAAAACUAUAUUGUACAAGAAAAAGUGCAUGGACCCUCAUCAACAUUCAACAAAUCAACAAAUUUUGGUAUGGUAGAUCGUAAUCGUUUUAGGAAUUGUAAGGAAAUAUUUGAUUCAGGUGUAACUGUUUCCGGAGUUUACGAAAUACAACCAAUUAAUUCCAAUAAAUUAAUAAACGUAACAUGUGAUAUGCAGACAAGAGGUGGCGGAUGGACUGUAGUACAGAGAAGAAUUGACGGAUCUGUUGAUUUCUAUAGAGAUCGGAGAGAGUAUAAGUUUGGGUUCGGAGACCUAAAUGGAGAACAUUGGUUAGGAUUAGAGAAUCUUUACCAUUUGACAGCGUUUGAAGCUAACCAGCUGCUUGUGGAGUUAGUAGACAAGGAUGGAAUAAUCGCUUACGCCUUAUAUGACUCUUUUGCUAUUGGUUCCGAGCUGGAGGAUUACUAUUUAAGUACUUUAAAGGGAUAUUCUGGAGAUGCUGGCGAUUCAUUAAUUUACCAUUUAGGACAAAAAUUUACUACCAAAGAUCUGGACCUAGAUCAAUAUUCUGGUAACUGCGCGGAAGUGGAAUUAGGAGCAUGGUGGUACAACGCAUGUUAUCAGAGCAAUUUAAAUGGUAAAUUCAGAAACAUGUUCCGGACAGAGGCCUAUAGUGAUAAAGGAAUUAACUGGUUUAGUUUUAGAAAUGAUAAAUAUUUCUUAUCUCAGACAAGGAUGUUAGUAAGACCAAAAUUUUAAGAAAACAAGAAAAGUUCAAUAAA